Molecule: messenger RNA, 2925 nt
Organism: Candoia aspera
Lineage: Eukaryota; Metazoa; Chordata; Lepidosauria; Squamata; Candoiidae
Gene: GUF1
Product: GTP binding elongation factor GUF1
Exons: 17
Coding region: 297-2294 (665 amino acids)
Biological process (GO): positive regulation of translation
Cellular component (GO): mitochondrion
Molecular function (GO): mitochondrial ribosome binding; GTPase activity; GTP binding
Source: RefSeq, a predicted model, not a curated record
CUUAUGAAUAUUUGGGGGAAAAAAAGUUGAAGCAUUCUCUGUUGCAGGAUUUAUCCAGCAUGUCAGCCUACGUAAAGAGGAAAUGGAUGCUGUGAAUGAGAUCCCUGUUUUUUCUGCCAUUUUAAUGUUGUUGUUGUUAAGAAUACCUACCUCUGUCUUUUGGAAAGUUGCCCUAAGACUGCCUCUGGUCAUUACAGAAAUGAGUGUAUCUGCAGAGGCCUGAGGCUGAAUCAUAGGCUGUUGUAAACAUUUCCUUUGCUCAACCUGGACAGUGAUCCUGCAGUUACUCUGGAAGCAUGCCCUCAUUCCUAAAAAGGGCAUUGUAUAUCUCUGUCAGGUGUAAGACCUCCCACAGUGCUACCAUUUUUUCAUAUCUUUCUCCUUGGACGGAAAAGCCUUCACUACAUCAUGCAGUUUUCUCAAGGCAAUAUUGCUCCAGGACAUACAAGGAUACAGUGGAUAUGUCGUCGUUUCCAGCGGAAAAUAUUAGAAAUUUUAGUAUAGUAGCCCACGUGGACCAUGGCAAAAGCACUUUAGCAGAUAGGCUGCUGGAAAUAACAGGAACGAUUGCCAAAACUGACCAUAAUAAACAGGUGCUGGAUAAAUUGCAAGUGGAGCGGGAAAGAGGAAUCACGGUUAAAGCCCAGACAGCUUCCCUCAUUUAUAACCACGAAGGAACAAAUUACCUCUUAAAUCUCAUUGAUACACCUGGUCAUGUGGAUUUUAACUACGAAGUGUCACGAUCAUUGUCGGCUUGUCAAGGAGUCUUGCUUGUGGUGGACGCAAAUGAGGGAAUCCAAGCUCAGACUGUAGCAAACUUUUACCUUGCAUUUGAAGCACAACUCUCAAUCAUUCCUGUUAUAAAUAAGAUUGAUCUCAAGAAUGCAAAUCCAGAGAUGGUUGAAAAUCAAAUUGAGAAUGCCUUUGAUAUUCCGAAAGAAGAUUGCAUUAGAAUUUCAGCUAAACUUGGAACAAAUGUUGAAAGAAUACUUCAGGCAGUUAUUGAAAGGAUUCCUCCGCCAGUGGUUAAUGUACAUGAGCCCUUGAAAGCAUUGGUGUUUGAUUCUACCUUUGAUACCUACCGAGGGGUGAUUGCCAACAUUGCACUCUUUAAUGGAGAAAUUCGUAAAGGCCAUAAGGUCACAACGGCUCACACUAAGAAGAUUUAUGAAGUUAAUGAAGUAGGAAUUCUGACGCCCAAUGAGCAGCCAACCCAUAAACUAUACGCUGGCCAGGUUGGCUAUUUGGUUGCUGGCAUGAGAGAGGUUACAGAUGCCCAAAUAGGAGAUACAAUCUAUUUACAUAACCAACCAGUGGAGCCGUUUCCUGGGUUUAAAUCCGCGAAACCCAUGGUCUUUGCAGGAGUGUAUCCAACAGACCAGUCAGAAUAUUCCAGCCUGAAAAGUGCACUAGAGAAACUAACUCUUAAUGACUCGAGUGUUACUGUUCAACGAGACAGGAGUCUGGCGUUGGGAGCUGGAUGGAGGUUGGGUUUCCUUGGCCUUUUACAUAUGGAGGUUUUUAAUCAGCGCUUGGAGCAAGAACACAACACAUCGGUCAUUUUGACGGCCCCCACUGUUCCCUACAAGGCAAUUCUUUCUUCUGCAAAAUUGAAAAAGGAACAUAAAACAGAGGAAAUCACAAUCAUAAAUCCUGCAGAGUUUCCUGAUAGUUCCAUGGUGGUGGAAUAUUUGGAGCCUAUUGUUUUAGGCACUAUUGUAACCCCUAAAGAAUAUAUUGGGGAAAUACUCGCUCUAUGCCAGACUCGAAGAGCUGUUCAGAAGGACUUGGUGUACAUUGAUGAUCACAGAGUCAUGAUGAUUUAUCACUUUCCACUGAAUGAAAUUGUAGUGGAUUUCUUUGAUGCUCUGAAAUCCCUCUCCUCUGGCUAUGCCAGUUUUGACUAUGAAGAUGCAGGAUACCAGCCUGCGGAUCUUGUCAAAAUGGAUAUUCUUUUAAACGGAAAGGCUGUAGAAGAACUGAUAACUAUUGUACCUAGAGACAAAGCCUACUCCGUUGGUAAAAACAUGUGUGAGCGAUUAAGAGACAUUAUUCCAAGGCAAUUAUUUGAAAUAGCUAUCCAAGCAACUCUCGGAAACAAAAUAAUUGCAAGAGAAACGCUGAAACCUUUUAGAAAAAAUGUUCUGGCAAAAUGUUAUGGAGGAGAUAUUACAAGGAAAAUGAAACUUUUGAAGAGGCAAGCAGAAGGAAAGAAGAAGAUGAGGAAAAUUGGCAAUGUGGAAGUGCCAAAGGAUGCUUUUAUAAAAGUUCUCAAGAAACAGCUGGACAAGUAGUUUAUAGAUGUUGCUUCCAGCUUUUUUUAAAGUCAAGCUGAUGAACUGUUGAACCAGCUGUUUACAAAUUGGAUAUUCUUGACUUGAAUUUAACCUCAUCAAUAUUAAUGCACAGAUUUGAUACCAAUCUAAUGUAACUCUUUAGUAAAGCACUGAACCUGAUGGCUGAACAUUUUAUGCGGGAAAGUCUAAAGUACAGCAUGGAAGCUGAGAGCAUUACUGGUAUCUUUUGAUGAAAUUUCUUAGGGCAUUGCCUUGUGCCAGCAACUUUCAAACAGGUACCUAUUCAUCUCCUUCCAUAUUUGAUUACAAUCUGGAUAUUGACAUUUGCAAGCUCUUGGCUAUGCCAGGUAAAUAAACCUGGUGUACAGAUAUUGGAUCUUUGGGGUGAGCUUGCUUAGUUUGUGUUUUUUAAAAAUACUUAAAUCUUAGUGUGGACCAUAAAUUGGAUUAUCUGCCUUACAGUAUAUUGACUUCUCAUCUAUUUUGAUGCCGUUUGUAUAAAGUUAAGAAUUUGCAGCAACAAUUUAUUUGAACUGAACUUCACUUUCCCAGCAGAGGAUGUCAAACAGUUGAUGUGUUCCAAGUGCAGAAAGACUACAAAGUGCUUUAAAUAAAUGGAAGUACUGGA